Molecule: messenger RNA, 1333 nt
Organism: Sander lucioperca (pikeperch)
Lineage: Eukaryota; Metazoa; Chordata; Actinopteri; Perciformes; Percidae
Gene: litafd
Exons: 5
Coding region: 108-569 (153 amino acids)
Molecular function (GO): zinc ion binding
Source: RefSeq, a predicted model, not a curated record
GUACAGGUGAGACAGGUGGAUGUCACAGUUACAGUCUGUCUGGACUCUACACCAGCAACAUCUUACACACACUUCUGCAUACAGACUGCGACAGCCCGCCAAGCACAAUGAGUUCAUCUGGAAAAAAAGAACCUCCUCCCUACAUCAUACCAGUCGAUGGUCAGGGUCAGAAGGAUGUGACAGUUUACCACGUCCACACUCCAUUCAAUCCUCCGUCCAACUCAGAGAGCGCCGCUAAUUCCACGCCAGUGUACACCAGCGGAGGAGGAGGCAAUGGUUCAGGUCUCCAAUCUGGAGAUGGCAAAACUAGGUUUGUGAGCUACGACGGAGCGCUGGGGCAUUCUGCCGGCAUGACCACCUGCACCUCCUGCCAGCAGCAGGUCAUGACCAACGUCACCUACAAGGCCGGGACAUACGCUUGGCUGAUGUGCUUACUCUUCAUCUGCUGCGGGUUAGUCCUUUGCUGCUGUCUGAUUCCUUUCUUCCUGAAAAGCUUCAAGGAUGCUUACCACACGUGCCCCCGCUGCAACAGAGUGCUCUACGUUGACAAGAAAAAAUGCUGUAAAUGACGAACAUGAGGGCAGAAAUGGACCCAUAAAAAUAAAAUAUAACAUCUUGUUAACUUUCUCUUAUCAGUUGCACCAUUGUUAUGAAACUGACAGAGAAAGGUCACACUUAUAAUGUAGCUUAUUUUUUAUGGAUGAGCCAUUGUAUUUGCACAAAAACAUCAUAUUAUCAGCAAUAAAUUGGGAGUAAUUGUGCUGUCAGAGCUUAAAGGCACAAUAUGUAAUGUUUUAACAAUGUAUAGACUAAUAUAAAAGUUAUCCAUCAGAGACACUGCCCUCUGCCUGUAUUUUCUUUUACUUUUGAUCAAUCAGGGUGUUUUGGGGGUGUAACCCCCAGCCAAUAACAAUGCAGAGCUUAUGCAGCCCUCUCAUUCCCAACCGCCACCUCGCCUGUCAGCGUCUUAUAUCUAGAGGCACCCAGGAAGGGCGCCUGGCUUUGAAGCAAAUUGAACAUUGUGGCCAAAGAGUGAAAGUACAUCUCCCGGCCCGUCACGUGAUGCCCUCUGGCCAAAAAAGACUUUUUCCCAUUGACUUCAAUGCCGAACGGGCCGUCUUAUUACAUAUUCUACCUUUAAAUAUCAUGUGCACACUUUUUUUUAAAGCUCUGGCAAGUUAAAUCAAGCACUUCCUAUGCACUUUUUGGGAGCAGUUUUAUUUUUGUCCCAUUCCAGCAGAAAAAAAAAAUCUUUUUCUAUCAUCCUUUUCAGAAACUUCUGCAUACAGUAUGUUGUUAAAAUAAAGGCUUGUAAAUAAACUCUAUCAAAUAC